CAUACAAAUCAUAGAAUCAUAGAGUUGGAAGAGACUACAAGUGCCAUUCAGUCCAACCCAGAAGCUUGGGUUGAAGGGUGGGAGGUAAAGAGAUAUUUGUGAAUGGGGCAGGGGACAGAUUUCACAACAAAGCGUAAAUGCUUGCCUUUGUUCAUAUUCCAGAAGAGACUGAAAAAAUGCUGCUAUGCUUCCAAGAACAAGUUGUGGUUAUUUUUAAAUACUUCUCAAUAAGGUGUGUCCAUCAAGCUCACAACAUUAUUUGGUUAUUUUCCUUGUAGUACUGUAAUUAUCUAGCUCUUGUUGAUGUGAAUUGGGAAUACAUCAGAUACUCAUGUAGAUGAUCAAGUUGGAAGAAAUGCUUUCAGAGGGAAAGGAACUCCAACAGUGAAUCUGUUAACUUUUUUUCAGUUCUGUUCACCUUCAUAACUCUUCAUAACUUCAUAACUUUGCACUAUUUCCUUGCUAAUAAAAAAAAUUCCUCUUCCUCCUCAGUUAAGAGAAGUAGUGAUUUUGGCCAAUAGCAUGAAAAGUCCCACUAUUUGGUGGAGGAAACUGUAAAUGAAAAAUGAGUUUAUAAGGUAGCAUUGGAUACCUCACUAUACAAUUAUCGUAAAAGUACACCCACGUAAGCAGGAAGUGUGCCUAUAUAAUGCCCUUAGGAGAUAUCAACCAUUGUAUUUGAUAGGAUAAGGUAUUGAUAGUAUAUCGCCAAUCAGAUUUGGCUGCCUUACUGUGAAAUCAUUAAAAAGAAAUUAAGACAGUUCAGAGUAGGAUCCAUACUUCUCUUUUAGUGAUAUGAAUAGCUGAUUCAGUUGGGAUCUAUAUACUGAAGAUUUCAUGUUGAUAUAUAAGCAGUAGGAUUUGGCUAAAUUUUAAUAUUACUAUGACCAAAAGCAGGCAAUCCAAGAACCAUUGUCCUCCCUUGGAAAAAAUGAAAGAGUCUUUGACAUUGUUGAAAAUGAGUAUCUGCAUUGCAUGUUUUAAUUUUUUUGUAGUGAAAACUACGUUUCCUAACCAAUGCAAGAGAGGGAGUGCCAGAGACGAAAUAUUUUUGUUGAACCGCAACUUUUAAAUUAUUUUGUGUUUGUAGCUCUUUCUGUAACACAAAAAAAAAUGGUUGUGCUAGAUUAUAUAUUCAUUAUGUAAGCACACAGCUCACACCUACUUGUGAAUAUAUCAAGGAAGUAAUAAGUUGAAAAACUAGACUGGAAAAUGCAGAAUAAGGAUUUGUUAUCCUGUCAUUUAUUUAGGGCAGACUGAUUUCGCCAUGGCCUCAUUUGCUGAACUAAAUGCUAAAUUUGCCAUCGAUUUCCUCUAUCUCCUGAGCCAAAAACACCCAGAUGAAAACAUAAUGUUUUCUCCAGUGAAUCUUUCCUCUGCCUUGGGUUUUUUAACUUAUGGAUCACAAUGUGACAAAAAAGUGGAGCCAGAAAAGGUGCUUUCUUGCAACAAAGAGAAAGAAUCCAUUAAUUCAGAAACCAAAUGCCUUUCUGAAACAUCAGCAAGAGGUCAAAGUUUGGGGAGCAAGCAAAGCAGAUAUCUUCCAAAAUUGCCAAACGCUCAAACCACUUGGAACAAAACUAGCUGUAGAGAAUCCUCCCUGUUCAAAACAUCUGAAGAAGGUGAGAAACAAACUACAAAAGAGAAUUUGGUUUUGUUAGCAGCUGAAACUAUUUUGUUAGCAGAAAAUAUUCCUCAAGCAGAUGCUGAGGAAGAGAGUUCCUUGCACUAUGUUCCCUGGAGAAAACAUCUCACAGGAAUGGAAGAGAGUGAAAAUCUAACUCAAGAAAAUCCAUCUGCAGAAGGAAAGGUGACUGAAAAUGAAGCUACUGCUCACAAGUAUGUCUGCGAAAACUUGACAGAAACAAGUUCACCAACUGCACCCUCAAGAGUUGAAGAUGCCAUAGAAAAUCUAAGAACCAUGUUGUCUGAAUUCAGGCAUACAGUGAAAUGUGCAGAUAACAAUGCACAGACAUUCAAGGAAAGUUGGUUGCUCUUUAAAGAAUGUUGUGACAACAUGUGUACAAGCAUGUCAAACCUUCAAGGUGUUUUGGAAUCCCUCAUCACAGUUUUAAGAGAGUAGGGAGGAAACACAUUUAUGGGAAGGAAUUAAAUUAAACAUAUGGCUCAUACUGAAAAUCAGUCUCAUUAUAUAAAUUGAUAGCUUAAGCCAACUGUUUUCAGUCUCCGGUAUUGAAGUCUAGGUGAUUUGGAUACUGUGUGUGCACAAAUGUGAGAGAUGUGUGUGUGUCUUCGCAUACAUUGAUUUAUGGCAAUAUCAUGAAUUUUCAUAGGAAUUUCUUAGGCAAGGAAUACCUGGAAAUGGUUUACAAUUGCCUUCCUUUGACCAUAACCUAUGCGCUGCGGAUCUUUCAAUGUAAACAAUUGCAACAUAGACUGGGACUGAUGGGAGUUGUGGGGUGCCCAAAAAAGUGUUUAAUAUUCUUUCAAAAUUGAAAAAUUGAGGUUAGAUAGAAAUAACACUUUAUCAUUUACUAUAGCACGGCUUCCUACUAACUGAAAAAAAUGAGAAAGGGGACACAGAUUUCCAUCAAAUGUGCUAUGAGCAUAAAAGCGAAUUUAGAAGUAAUUUGCUGUUAAUGGGUUACUUUGAGGGGUCUUUUCCCUCUUCUGAAGCUUCUUCUUUAUUGUCAAAGCAGUAGACAUUUCACCACCACUUAAGCCCUGUUAAUGCAGUUUCCAAAGAACUUUGGAUUUCUUGAUUUGACUGAUUUUUAACAAAUUUCUUGUGUUGUUUUGCCUUCUUUUCUUGUAUUAAUUUUAAUUGAUUCUAAGUCUCUAUUAACUUAAAAUGGUAAGCUGUAGAACUAUGAAACAAUGGUGAUAUACGCUUAACAGAAAUAAAACAGAACAAUAUUUUUUUAUCUUUCCUCUCCAUUUAAUUGGUGUGAGGUAGUGGUGAUGGUGAAUAGAAUCCUAUUUUGUAAGAUAUGCAUAUGGAAAUUGCAUAUGGAAAAUUUAUUUUGCCCUCUGCCUCCUGGUAUCUGAGUACAUCAAUAUUUCAUCAGAAGAGAGAAUCUAGACAUUUCAGAUCUAUACUUGAAAGAGGAAAUAGAAUAGUGUAGCCAAGACACACCUCUAUUCCUUCUUUCUCAUUUUGACUACAUAUGCAUACACAUACACACACACACACACACACACACUUUAAAGUGCUGUCACUGAGAUCCCAUUCUAGAGGAAGUACUGUAUUUUAUCUUUUAUGUACCAUUAACUAACCAUGUGUACGGAAUACAUUGUGCAUUUAUUUAUUCUGAGCUAUCAAAUUUAUAUUUUAGUUAACAAAAUAUAAGGUACACAUCUAAUUAAAAUCUUGUACUCUGUGAUAAAGUAAAAAUUAAAUGAAAUAAAGUUCAAUGAUAACUUGAUUAAAGAGUUUGAUUUGUUCUGUGACUGAUCUCUUAACUCAAAUUGCUCUUAUCUCAAAAUGAAUUUUUCCGUUGAAAUGCAUUGAAAUGUUAUUAAUCUGUUCCACCACCCCAAAACCUCCCCCAAGUUUUUUGUUACAUGUUUUUAAACAAGAGAAUGCACUUUAUAAAUAACAAAUAACGUCUAAAAGCACAUUCACAUGGAACAAUAAAAAAGAAAGAUCAAUUUUAAAAUGAUAGAGGCCCAAAGUUGUGGCACAAUGGCAGAACCACAAAGUUGUGGCAAGGAAGUACAAAGCACAAAGUAAAGAUGUCUUUAUUUAUUUAUUUACAGCAUGUAUAUUCCGCCCUUCUCACCCCGAAGGGGACUCAGGGUGGAUCACAUCUAUAUAUAUAAAAGGGUAAUGAAAUUUCGGCCUAGGACAAAACAACAAAACUACACAUCCCAGAAACACUAAACUUGGCAACACAACCCCUCAUCCAUGCCUCUACGUUCAAACAACAAAAAGCUCCAGUUACUCCAGAAAACGGCCAGGCUUUGAAACUGCAAGACUAUUCACUGCUAUUCCAUCUGGCCAAUAAAGGAUUCCCAUAAGCCACAGCAAUGCGUGGCCGGGCAAAGCUAGUUACACAUAUAGGCAAACAUUCAAUGCCUUUUAACAUAGGACAAAGACAAACAAACAUAGGCUCCGAGCGGGCCUCGAACUCAUGACCUCCUGGUCAGAGUGAUUCAUUGCAGCUACUCUCCAGCCUGUGCCACAGCCCGAGCAUCAUUUUCUUCACACCCUCCCUCUCUUGCUCUUUUCCCCUUUCUCUCUUCAUGAAACCAAACAUAUCAGGAAUAAAAACCACACAAAAUCAACUAACCCAAAGUUCCUCUAAGCAGACAAGAGCAAAGCAGACAACAAUCUCCCAAAACAGACAAGGGCAUGAGACAUGAGACAUGGAGACACAGG
This is a messenger RNA of Anolis carolinensis (green anole), 4342 nucleotides long. RefSeq lists its product as uncharacterized. The transcript has 3 exons. The coding region runs from base 1268 to 2083 and encodes 271 amino acids. NCBI's taxonomy places the organism in Eukaryota, Metazoa, Chordata, Lepidosauria, Squamata, Anolidae. The record is from RefSeq and is a predicted model, not a curated record.